AUGGCCUCCAUGGGGAUGCAGGUGCUGGGCAUCGCCCUCUCCGUCAUCGGCUGGUUGGCCUCCAUCCUCUGCUGCGCACUGCCCAUGUGGCGGGAGACGGCCUUUGUCGGGAACAACAUCGUGGUGGCACAGAUCAUCUGGGAAGGGCUGUGGAUGAGCUGCGUGGUGCAGAGCACGGGCCAGAUGCAGUGCAAGGUGUACGACUCGCUGCUGGCCCUGCCGCAGGACCUGCAAGCCGCCCGUGCCAUGGUGGUGGUGGCCAUCGUGCUGGCCAUCCUGGGCACCCUGCUGGCCGUCGCCGGCGGCAAGUGCACCAAUUGCGUGGAGGAUGACACCGCCAAAGCCAAGGUCAUGAUCCUCUCCGGCAUCAUCUUCAUCGUCGCCGGUAUCCUCAUCCUCAUCCCCAUCUCUUGGUCAGCCAACAGCAUCAUCCAGGACUUCUACAACCCGCUGGUCUCUGACUCGCAGAAGCGGGACCUGGGCUCGUCCCUCUACGUGGGCUGGGCGGCCUCGGCGCUGCUGCUGCUGGGGGGAGGGAUCCUGUGCUGCACCUGCCCUCCCCGCGGAGAGAAGCCCUACUCCGCCAAGUUCACGGCUGCUCGCUCGCUGCCGGCCAGCAACUACGUGUAGGAGCCCCCGGCCGCCCCAGGGCGCGGGGACCU
Molecule: messenger RNA, 662 nt
Organism: Lonchura striata (white-rumped munia)
Lineage: Eukaryota; Metazoa; Chordata; Aves; Passeriformes; Estrildidae
Product: claudin-4-like
Cellular component (GO): membrane; bicellular tight junction
Molecular function (GO): structural molecule activity
Source: RefSeq, a predicted model, not a curated record